Messenger RNA from Monomorium pharaonis (pharaoh ant), 1944 nucleotides. It is a transcript of the gene Sou, whose product is annotated as E3 ubiquitin-protein ligase RMND5A. The transcript is spliced from 7 exons. Gene Ontology annotation, cellular component: cytoplasm; nucleus; GID complex. The record is from RefSeq and is a predicted model, not a curated record. Gene Ontology annotation, biological process: proteasome-mediated ubiquitin-dependent protein catabolic process. NCBI's taxonomy places the organism in Eukaryota, Metazoa, Arthropoda, Insecta, Hymenoptera, Formicidae. Bases 162 to 1358 code for a protein of 398 amino acids. Gene Ontology annotation, molecular function: ubiquitin protein ligase activity; protein binding.
UGGCCGCUCUCAGGUUCCUCUCUGGUCAAAGUGACAGUAGCCUAACCUAAUCUAACCAUAUUCUAAGAUAUUGGUUUUGUUCGUGUUUGUUGGCGUUCGUCGCGGUUGUGGUGGGUUGCGGAUGAUUUGAUGUCAAUCGUGUAAAGUAAUAGAAAAUAAUAAUGGAAGCGUGUAACGCCGUUGAGCGCGAGGUAGAUAAAGUUCUGUCGAAGUUCGGUGCGAUAAAUGAACAUGCGGAAACAGUGUUACGCGACCUGAUAAAUCACAUUCAGUCGCUGAAAAAAGAUCUGGAAGAAGCGCCACCUAAUCAGGAACUAACGGCUGGCCAAGUACAAAUGUUAAAGCAAGCAAUGACAAAAGUACGCGAUACUGUACAAAGAUUAGCAACAGAUCACCGUGAUUUGCACAGUACAGUAUCCAAAGUGGGCAAGGCAAUAGAUAGAAAUUUUAUUGCUGAUUUUGCUAGUACCAGCAGAGAAGAUGUGUUUUCUGGGCCUGAGAAAUCUCAUCUCUUGAAUCAAAUAAUCUGUCAACACUUUUACCGUCAAGGAAUGUUAGAUAUUGCCGAUGAAUUAGCAGUAGAGGCUGGUAUCAAAACCGAUGAAGGCAGAAAGGAGCCAUUUACAGAAUUAAACUAUAUAUUAGAUUGUCUAAAACAGAGAAAUCUCGAACCAGCAUUAGAAUGGGCUAAGAAACACAGAGAAGCACUUUUAGCACAGAAUUCUUCUCUUGAAUUUAAACUACACAGAUUACAUUUUAUAAGAUUAGUUCAGCAAGGUCCUAGUAAGCAAAGAGAAGCUAUACUAUACGCCAGGCAAAACUUUAAGCAGUUUGUCGGGCGUUACGAGAAAGAAGUGCAAUCUCUGAUGGGAACGUUCCUUUACUUACCGAACGGGAUUCAAUCGUCUCCCUAUAGUCAUUUAUUAGAUCCAACUUUAUGGCUCGAAAUACAUGAUGUUUUCACUAAAGAAGCGUGUACAUUAUUAGGGUUAAGUGUGGAUAGUCCGUUAUCUGUUUGUAUCAAUGCGGGAUGCACUGCGUUACCCGCGCUAUUAAACAUCAAACAAGUCAUGCAGCAGAGGCAAGUUACCGGUAUCUGGAGCGGUAAAGAUGAAUUGCCCAUCGAAAUAGAUUUGGGAAAGCAGAGCCGUUACCACUCAGUUUUUGCCUGUCCCAUACUCAGGCAACAGAGUACAGAGAAUAAUCCGCCGAUGAAAUUGGUUUGCGGCCACGUCAUCUCCCGAGAUGCGCUGAAUAAGCUUGCCAAUGGGAAUAAAAAUCAAUUUAUCUCCAGGUUGAAAUGCCCGUACUGUCCGGCGGAACAAAAUCCCGAAGAUGCGAGACUUAUUUACUUUUAGACUGUGAUAUACUCUACCUACAUAUAGUAAUAUAUACAUAUAUAUACAUUAAUAUGUGUGUGAGUGUAUAAGGACUGUAUACACAUGUAAGAAAGUUAGUUUUGCAGUUUCUUUGUAACGGAUUAUAUCGAAUAUAAACGAACAAUACAAAUUACAAUAAUCAGAGAGUUGUAAAAUCCAUAUUUUACAUUUGUCAAGCAUCUCUAUUACGGAAACACUUAUGUUAUAAUUGACCAUCCAUCUUUUUUUCAAAUGCAGACAUAAAUCCGUUAAUUGCAUCGAUUUUGCAUUCAGUUUUUUAAAAAAGAAAACUAGUUUUCAGCUAUCGAAAGGAUAACGGAGAAACUGUGAUAGUUUUAAUAUUCGUGGGGUAAUUGUAAUUACGUAGUAAUAUAAUGUUGGUAGACAAUUUGUAUAUAUUACUCUAAUGUAUAAGUGACUUCAGCUUUGUACGCGAGUGACGACUUGAGAGCCGUGAAUGUCUAAUAACGCCUAACAAAUUUAUUACAAGGAUCACAAACUUGUCCAUUUCUUAUUUCAAUGUAUGUACUGGCUUAACUAUAGUUAAAUAAAAUCAUUUUGUAAA